AUGUUCCAUGACUUGCGCCCCUUCCUUCUCUACUUUACCGCCCUCUUCUCAUCAGCUCUGGAGGGCUCUAGACGGGGGGACACUUGGCGAGAUCGACAUCCACAAGCUCGGCUCCUAGACGGAGGUGUCAAGAGGUUCUCGACGUCGUCGGAUUGGUGGAAUCGUUGGUGGGUGAGUGAUCGAACGGCACACCUAGAGCAGCAACGACUCAAGGGUGCCCUUGACAAGGGCGAACCCCCACCAAAAAGCGAUGAGGACAAAAUGGCAGCUCAGUUUACGAAACUAUUCUCUUUCAUUCUCGCCAACGUCCACGAUCCGGCUGCUCUCGAUGAUUCAGUCUUUCAGUCUCGCCCAAAAGUGGCUGCCAGUUUCCUCGUCGCCUCGACACUUUUCUCGUUUCUGAAUUUCUCGAUAUUGGAAAGGAUUGAUGGGCAUCGUCAAAUCUCAAUCGUUCCACUGAUCACGAAAAAGCCGAACCCUUUCGGGGGACGAGGCGGGGGAUCACGAGGAAAAAGCAAUGAAAUGGCCACGGAUGUCCUGCAGCUAGUCUCAUAUUUUUUGGCAAAUAUCUCCGAUUAUUCUUCAGCCAUGAAGAUCCCGUGCUACAGUUGUAUGAGCGAGUAUAUGAAAGACUCAUUUCCACAUCUCCAAACUCUCUACAAGAAACCGUUCGCCUUCAACAACGCCUGUGAUCAAACUGAAAUGAAUCGUCACGCGCUUUUCGUAAAAAAUUGCACCGAGAUGUGUGUGACGCUGCGGAUACAUGACGUGGUCGCAGGUCGACGUCGGAUAGGCUUCAUGCGAGGCUGUCUAUCAGAUAUCACAGGUGCCUCAACACACACGCUUGGCCGGCAAUUGGCGGGCUCUCGAUGCUUUGAGACCGAUGUGCGUCAACUUUUCACUCUUACCGCGCAAAAGCAAGAGUUGGAGCCGACAAAAUUAUCCGUUUGCGGUUGUGAGGGCGAUUUGUGCAACGAGAGCCGUAGAAAAGCGUCGAUUUUCUCCGUAUUGCUAGGUUUUCUUCUUCUCUUUUAUCUAGCAGUUCAU
Molecule: messenger RNA, 1047 nt
Organism: Mesorhabditis belari
Lineage: Eukaryota; Metazoa; Nematoda; Chromadorea; Rhabditida; Rhabditidae
Source: the annotation of a GenBank genome assembly